Helobdella robusta is the source of this 405-nucleotide messenger RNA. RefSeq lists its product as hypothetical. The transcript is spliced from 3 exons. Bases 1 to 405 code for a protein of 134 amino acids. The record is from RefSeq and is a predicted model, not a curated record. NCBI's taxonomy places the organism in Eukaryota, Metazoa, Annelida, Clitellata, Rhynchobdellida, Glossiphoniidae.
AUGGGACACAAGGGACAUUCAAAAGCAGUCGAUCUUCAGUUGGGGGGCACGUGGCCCAUCAGUUGUGCCACCCUACCCACGGAACAUGCCGACUUGUACAGCAGCGCCUGCCUGAGGUGUGGUAACGUUGGGCACCGGGUAACUGAAGGCGCCAACAGCUGUCAGCAAACUUUGACUUUCGUGACUAAAAGAAAAACAGUAUUCGAACCCCGCCACCACGUAAAAGCAGCGCGAGACAUGGCACUUCUAACAACUGAACUACAUCGGUGCCCAUCUUUUAUUUUAACAAGCAAAUUUGUUGCGGAAGUCGUCGUAGGACUUUGUUGUAGUGGAACGCAAGUCCUGAAGCUACGUGUGGAAGGAUACACGUCGUCCAGUUCCAGUGAAAUGUUGAUCACUAGAUAA